UUCGGUAGCUUAGCAACCCCCAAAACCAAUUUAUAGACAUCAAGAAAGGCCCUAGACAGAGCCAUAUACCCUCCUUAAACCCUCCUCACACACUCAGCUGAGGACUGUGAAAUGGGUCUCUCUCGUCUCCUUCACCCACCCAUUUCCACCCGCAGCUUUGGUGUUGCUAGGCAAACAAGGAGGCAGCUUUCCUCAUCUUCUUCUCUUGGAAACAAAUCUCAAAUUGCUAAAGCCCGUAAAUCUGAGGCCGUGGAAACGUAUGUUAGAAAGUAUGUAGAGACGCAUCCGGGAAGCUUGCCAAAACUAUCACAUGUGCAAAAAGAAAUUGGUGGUUCAUGGUACACUUUAAAAGAACUUUUUGAGAAUGCGAAAGAAAAGAUAUUUGGAGAUUCUAAAGUCCAGCGUGAGUCAGUUAAUGAUGUUACAUUAACGUCAGCAACUGAUGCUACAGCUUCCACAAAUAUAACAACUCAAGACAAGGGUUCAGAAAAGUCUGAACAAAAUGAAGCUACUAAAACCCUGGCAAAUGCUUUUUGCCACAAGAGUAACAUUCUACCAAAUGCAAUGCCUGGUACAUCUGGGGAGAACUUGCCUGACAUGAUGGGUGAUACAGCUUUGGAUGCUAAGAGGAUAUGUACUGAUGUGGAGAGCACUGGACCUUGCAAGCCCAGAAAUCUAAUUCAGUCAUCAGCUGCAAUGAAUAGUGAGGAUAAUAGUGUGAGUCAGGCAAUAUCUUAUGUGAAACCAGAGCUCUGUUCUAAAAUUCAAAUCAACGCUACAGCCCUGGAAGGAGAGUGUGAUUCUCCAUACACUAGAACCCCUGAGGCUGCCUCCAAAAUUGAAGUCGAUAGGGUUGCGGGAGAAGGCUUCUUAUAUAAACCAAAUCUGUUUCAGCCGAGAAAGAAGCAUGUGCAACUUAAAGAGUUCCAUAAUGCUUUUGACGAGCCUGAGAAGUUAUCUAGCUUAAUAUUUGAAGCAACUAGGCCAUGGCAAGGAAAAGUUGAAGAUGAAAAGGCCUCAACUGGAUGUAAAAACCAAGUAGAAAACAAAAUGUUUACUGGUUAUGAUAAGAAAAUAGUAGAUCCACCUUCUGUUGAGGCUGAUAAGAAACACCUGGAAUCAGAGGACAAACCUUCCACAGAGCUUGUUAGUCCCAAUGCAGAGACAACAACUGCAACACUGCAAAAAGAUGUUCCAACUACAUAUCAUUCAAUAAGAAAAGAAAACCAGUUACAGAAAGAGCAAAAAGUAUCUAAAAUAUCAGGAGAUGAAGUCUCUAAAGCAAGUGGAAUGCCUGGAUCAGGUAGAGGGGCACAAAAGUUUACAAGAUUAUCUGCUCUUUUCAGUAAGGUGGAUGACCAGAAAGCAGGUCAGGUUGCGGACAAGUACAAUAUUUGGGAGACAAAUGGAUAUUUGGAGAAUUCAGAUAAUAACAAUAUAGUUAAUGUGCCAAAACCUUCUGACAGUAAUGAUUUAAUUGCUUGCAUUAAGGGUUAUUCUCUAGGUCAACAGGUUACUAGUGGUCCAGGAAAUGCAGUGUCCUAUAGAACUGAUCAAAACCAUCACAUAGACCAUGUUAGAGUUCUGUCUCAAGUCAACAUGCAAAAUUUAGAUGGACUGAAAACAUCAUCCAGUCAUAUUUUUAAUGAAAAGAUUGAGGAGCCAAGCGUUGAAGCCCCCAUGAAGAAAGCUUAUAUAAAUGGGAAGGCUAACAAUCGAGAAAAAGGCAAUACAGAAAGUGUAUCACACAAUGCCAUCACCCCAUCAAUGAGGAUGGGGCAUCCAGAUAAUGCACAAGAUCCAACAUGCAGAGGAUCAUUGGACCAAUACAAAGUUAUUGUGAAGUUUGUGCAUAAAGAUGUUGAAGAACAAGAAUUACGCAAUUUUCUCAAGCGGUUUGACAAUAAUUUGAAGAUCGAACUUUCUGGUGCUGGAAAACGCUUUUUUAAAACAGCUACUGUUUAUUUUAAGACAUGGACAGGGAUGCAAAAUGCUCUUAAAGCUACUGACCUUUUACUGAGAAAUUGGACCAUUACUUUAGAAGAAGCUUCUUCCCUGAAAAGCCAGUCUAAGAGUAUAACUAUUCCAAGGUUGAUUGGUGAUCCUGAUGCUCCAGCUGCUUUAGUGAAGAACCCGACGAGGACUGUUGCUAUUAAACAAUUGACUCAUGAAAUCUGCCCUAGGCAUAUUGAGGAAGCUCUUGCCUUUUGUGAAAGCAAUAUCUCUGGGUUUUAUUUGGGCACCUCAGAUUCUGUUGCUUAUGUGGAAUUUGAGACUGAAGAUGGAAAAGAUAAGGCACUUGCUAAGCAUUCCAUAGAUGUCAUUGGAAAGCGCUUGUUUAUCUACAGAGUUGACACACCGAGAACAACAGUUGUAAGGAUUAAAACCAUGUUGCCAGCCGUAGUUCCCAGACAUAUUCCGAUUUUCAAGUCUCUUGGGAAGGUUAAGGCUUGCUACCAAAGAAGUGCUAACAUCUUGGAUGUGCAUUUCAGCAUAACUGAAUGGACUAACAUGCUCAAGAUUCUAAACAAAUUAAACGGGUUGCAAGUGGAUGGCGUAAGGUUGAUAGCUGAGCCUGCACCUAUUGCACCUUCAGAUAUUCUUCUGCAGAUAUAUAGCCAACCAGAAGAACGAGAGCGCAUGAAAAGCAAUAUGCAUAGGUUGUUGCAGAAGCUUGAGGAAAAUGCUGUACAUAAAACAAAAGUAACUGAUAUUUUUUCAAAGUUCUAUGGUGAACGAUGAUUUAAUUACUGUAGUUGGUGCUCUGAUUAUAUGGAGGCCGGUUUUUGACACUUUGGUAGUAGGAUUACGAGUUUCGCUCGUAUGUUUUUAGUUGCAUUAGUGCAGCACCAAAUUGAACUACUUGCGAAGAGAAAUUGUAAUGAACUACACCACAUAGUGAAUUUUCCCCUCAAGGUUUAUUUUUUUUGCCGUUUGGUGUAUCUGUGGGUACAAUCUUCACGCCUGUGUUAAUGUACAAGGACAUUGUAUGUGCUUCAGUUUUUCUUUAUUUCUUUAUCAGUAUUACUGUA
This is a messenger RNA of Daucus carota subsp. sativus, 3032 nucleotides long. RefSeq lists its product as uncharacterized. The transcript has 6 exons. Gene Ontology annotation, molecular function: nucleic acid binding. The record is from RefSeq and is a predicted model, not a curated record. The coding region runs from base 112 to 2742 and encodes 876 amino acids. NCBI's taxonomy places the organism in Eukaryota, Viridiplantae, Streptophyta, Magnoliopsida, Apiales, Apiaceae.